AUGUUAUCAAGCCAGAAUGCAAAUGACACCUUGGUAAGCAGCAUCGACAUCACGUCAGACUAUAACGUUCAAUUGGAUCAGCAGUUGCAUGAAGCACGCAUUUGUUUGAAUCGAUUGAGCCAUAAUCUUGCUCGAUUCAACGAUGGCUUGCAAACACUGGCAGCAGUAGGAGGCCACUUUGCUGGGCUGUCUCAUUUGUGGAAAUCGUUUCAUAUAUCAAUCAAGACAAACAUUAGCAAAGAAGUCAGAUGUGACAAAGAUGUCCAGCAUCCAGAUUUUAACCUUCUAGAGUUCGAAGAGAGCAUGCUAGAGAAAGAGCCAGAGGAAGACGAAAAACGAAAAGAUAAGCAGCAACAAUUCGUGCAUAAUACAAUGAAUGAAACUAUAGUCCUUGACAGCUUGUUCUUUGAUGGAGAUUAA
Molecule: messenger RNA, 420 nt
Organism: Mucor velutinosus
Lineage: Eukaryota; Fungi; Mucoromycota; Mucoromycetes; Mucorales; Mucoraceae
Product: alkylphosphocholine resistance protein lem3
Exons: 1
Coding region: 1-420 (139 amino acids)
Source: RefSeq, a predicted model, not a curated record